UGCCAGCCCCCUUUUUCUCCCCCACGGUCAACCUUCGAAAUGCCCACCGAACACAGCAAAGUCCUGGCAAUGACUUCACCGGACUACCUCUCGUAUGGAUUUGCGGCGAUUGUUGCCCUUGGCGGGGUAAUUGGAUAUGCCAAGGCUGGGAGCACUGUUUCUCUUGCGAUGGGUUUGGGAUUUGGAGGUAUUGCAGCUUUUGGAGCUUCCCAGACCUCAAAGAAUCCAAAAAAUGUUUAUGUUUUGUUAGUGUCAUCUAUGAUUCUCGCCGGUGUGAUGGGAUCUAGGGCUAUAAAGGCAGGCAAGUUUAUGCCUGCAGGCCUGGUCGCAUCUGUCAGUGCUGCUGAGGCUUUGCGGAUGGGAUACAGACUGAUAAACUGAAACUAGUUGAAAAACCCUGAAUCACGCUUGGCUCAUGGAAUUGGCUCAAGAUUCAUGCAUUGAAAUGACUGGAUUCUAUGUGAUGAAAUAAUGUGAUUUAAAGAAUACAUCCCGUUCAUUAAACCUUUAAAAAAGCAUAAAACCAUUCAUAGGGCUAUGCUGAGAGAUUGAAAGGUGUCCAUUUUUCUUAAUAGCGACCAUAUAACACAGUCAUAGCCAAGAUGUAUGGGGAAGGGUUUGUUUACCAAUUUAGUGUAGCAGAUCAUUUACUUCUUUACUUGUUUAGCAUUUCUUAAUUUUCUCAAAUGUGUUGUUUGUUUGCUAGUUUGUCACUUUAAAAUUUCAGACUGUAUGUACAAUAUCUUUUAAAAUUAAGAUGAAAAAUAAAUAUAUGUACAUAACUA
Nematostella vectensis (starlet sea anemone) is the source of this 785-nucleotide messenger RNA. Its product is annotated as transmembrane protein 14C. Gene Ontology annotation, biological process: regulation of heme biosynthetic process. The record is from RefSeq and is a predicted model, not a curated record. Lineage: Eukaryota; Metazoa; Cnidaria; Anthozoa; Actiniaria; Edwardsiidae. Gene Ontology annotation, cellular component: mitochondrial membrane. The transcript is spliced from 4 exons. The coding region runs from base 40 to 381 and encodes 113 amino acids.